AUGGUCAGGCCGGUACAGCUGCUUUUCUUGUCUGGCUGGUUCAUUAGUAAAUCUUCUAAUGUCAUUACAAGGGUUUGGAAUAGUCUAUUGAUAAGCCAGUACAGCAGCUUUUCUUGUUCAGCCACCACUAACCUAAUGUGGGCAAAGAAUACUGCCAUGAAACCAAUCCCAGAUGAAUAUGAGACAUUCUAUAGAAUUAACACAUGUGGUCCUAGUGUCAUUAGUUUAGCACAACUCGGCGCCGAGGUAGUACCAAGUUGCGGCGCCGCAGGUGCACCAAGUUGCGGCGCCGCAGGUGCACCAAGUCUCGGCGCCGAGCGAUGUUUCUCGGCGCUUAACGAGACGGUGCGGCGCCGAGGCUUGGUGCACCUGCGGCGCCGCAACUUGGUGCACCCCCGGCGCCGGGACUUUGUGGAAUCUCGGCGAUUGUGCAAAAUACUCGGACUUGCCUUUGAAGCAAUUCCAGCCUGGAAAACCUGGAUCUGGUCUGUUUCCAGGCUAGAAAAGCUCAUUUAUGGUGCUUUUGAAGCAUGGGCAUGGUUUGUUAUGACUGUCCGGCCCAUGUGUAGUGUAUAUGACCUCCGGCCGGUGCCGGCCGGUGGGUUUGCAACCUCCGGACACAUUUCUCCGGCCGGCGUCGGGUUUCCGUUGACAACGGGGAAUAUGCAGCCCGGGUGUACCGUUAGGAACGUAAAACUGCUCACUCCUGGACAGGAGAAGGCUUUUGUUGAUUGGAUCAAACAUCUCAGCGAAAUUGGACACCCUCUCAGUAAACGCACAAUCGCCAAAAAGGUCCAGCGGCUCAGGCCACAGUGUGGCCUUCGGCCGCGUGGUGACUCGGACUCGUUCAUAAUGCCACCCGUGGCGAUACCUAGAGAACAGCCCCGCUCUACUAGUAAUCUGCCGCCGCACGACUUGGCGAUAAGACAUGAUUUUAUCGUCACGACCUCAUUUUUGUACCGCGUCCGCAUGUUCGCAGGUAAACAGCCGGUAAACCUCGCUCCGGCACCACUGGCACUGCAGUUGCAGUACUGUUCCAGCGCGUCUUCAGCCACGUCGUUGCUCCCUCUCGGUAUCCGUCCCAUCCCACCAGACAGGGCGUGUAAAAUCGUACAAGAUACUCUCGAACCUCAGCAAUCUACUGGUGCAAAAUCCGAGUGCUUCCAAAUCCAAAAGGUGAAAAAGUUGCAUUACUGGUACCGUGAUACCACGAAUCCGCCAGCGGCUUUGCAUGUGGUCAUCGGUAUCGCAUACUACUCUCAACGACCACCCGACCACCGGCCCGCCAUGCCUUAA
Molecule: messenger RNA, 1296 nt
Organism: Rhodofomes roseus
Lineage: Eukaryota; Fungi; Basidiomycota; Agaricomycetes; Polyporales; Fomitopsidaceae
Exons: 18
Coding region: 1-1296 (431 amino acids)
Source: RefSeq, a predicted model, not a curated record